CUUCCCUGCAGUCUCACACCGCCCGAGUGCCUCUCAGAAGCCCCGAUGACGCCGAGCAUGGGAGUACUGCGCCGACCCUUCAGAUAAGGUUAUGCCUGAGCUCUUUAGCCAGCAAGAAGCUGGCUUGGCCUUGGCAUCACUGGUGUCCCUUGGGGUCCUGUUUGCCAUGUGUCUCAGUUGCCGUAGGAGAACUAGGAUUAUCCGCGAAGAAAACAUAAUUUAUGGACCUGAACUAGUCCGUGGAGGUCAAAGGUUUAAUGUAGUACGCUCCACAACCGUUCGACUGAAUGAGAAACCAAAAGACCAACCUUUUACCCCACGGGGGCCUUCUGAAGUCGUCUGUGCUGAACCAGCAGCUGCUGAAGAUCAGUCCAGCUAUCAAAAUGUUCCCAAAUCUGAUUUGGGUGAUUUUGACAGCAUGUAUGUGAAUCCAAUUCCAAACUUGGUCUACCAGAACGUAACAUCAGCGGAUAAAAAUAAGGAUGACGACACAAACUCCUAUGAAAAUGUGUUCCCUACUCUAAAGAAUGCAAUUGGUGAAGACUCAGUUCGGAUUAUGCAAACGCCGACUUCCUGCAGGAAAUGAAAGAAGAGGAAGAGGAGCCAGAUUAUGUAAACACUGAAGAUCAAAAUAAAACCUGACAUUACACACCUCUCCCCAGUCCAAGAUACUAGAAGCCGGUUUUCAUGGAGAUACAAGAGAUUGAAAAUGUGUCGUACCGAUAUAGACAACAUACUUUGAAAAGAGUACAUGCAACUCCGAGGAACGGAAGAUAACGAACAGUGUAGGUGCUACAGAACGGAUCUGGGACUGGUCUGACUGCUGUCGAGUGUAAUGAGCAAGACCGCCCUUUCUCUGUCGACCCCAAGUGGCGGACAAGUGUAACUGCAAGUCUCAUCUUCUUCGGCUGGAGUUCUGUGUCUGAGUAAAGCCUGUUACCGUGAAUUAUUCACCUAAACCGUGAGUCUGUGAGGAGCGUGUUCCACUGUUGGAGCUGACCCAAUUGUCAUAUUUGAUUCUAAAAUAAAAAUUAAGAUAUUUGUACUCCUUCCACCCGCCCCCCCCCCCCCACACUUCAAUGUAAAUCAGUUGUUGUGCUUUAAUAUU
Molecule: messenger RNA, 1108 nt
Organism: Conger conger (European conger)
Lineage: Eukaryota; Metazoa; Chordata; Actinopteri; Anguilliformes; Congridae
Product: LAT2 domain-containing protein
Exons: 12
Coding region: 92-586 (164 amino acids)
Biological process (GO): B cell receptor signaling pathway; B cell activation; calcium-mediated signaling
Cellular component (GO): plasma membrane
Source: RefSeq, a predicted model, not a curated record